AUGUUAUUUAUGGCCCUACUAUCAGUUUUGGUUUUAACUACUGUUCGAUAUCGUUUAUUAAAAGAUAAAAAUAAAUUUAAAAAAGAAUAUAUGGCAUUACUUAUUAAUACCAAUAAAAUGAUUGAAAUGGUAGUGCCGAUAAACCAACAAAAACAGCAAUUAGUUGGGCAAUAUGCAGUAAAAAUUCGAACAGAAACAUUUCAUUCAAGUCUUGAUACAAAUGAAGAUUAUUAUGAAUCUAUAUUAUCGACGAAUGAUCUGCCUUAUUAUUCAGUUCGUGAAACAAUUUUUCAACCGUAUCCUAAAGCUACCCGUCAACUGAUUUCUGAUUCGAAAGGCGCCGUUUUUUCAACUGAACCUGAAAUCAAGUAUAUCUAA
This is a messenger RNA of Rotaria socialis, 378 nucleotides long. The record is from the annotation of a GenBank genome assembly. Lineage: Eukaryota; Metazoa; Rotifera; Eurotatoria; Philodinida; Philodinidae.